AUGCAAGCACUUCAAGUACUUCUUUGUGUAUUUCUUAUAAGUGUAACUGAAGGGAAAUUUUACAAAACAAAUAUAACAAACAAUGAACUGGAAACUUGUAAAGUAUACUACUCACGCUCGGGCAGUAUCUACAAAGACUUUUUUGAAAUAAAAAACAUCCCAACAAGCAAUAAUACAUUGAUGUUCGAUUUCCACUUCUCAGUAUUAACCUCGAGUGACGCUCACUUAUUGCUGGCACCAUCGGCCAGUGUAACAACGUCUGAUCCGGUCUACGAGAUUGUUAUUGGAGCAGGUGGAAACACUUUUUGCGACAUUCGGAGGCAACAAAAGGCGGAGGUUAAAGAAUCUGUUAGAAUAAAAAACCUUUUAUCGGCUGUGGAUGUCAGAACUUUCUGGUUGCAUAUUACCCUAGAUGGUGUUAUCGAGGUCGGAGAGGAGGGACAUGAAUUACCGUUUAUUUCCUGGACAGAUCCAGAUCCAUUGCCACUAAAAGUUUUUAGCUUCAGCACUUGGAGUGGCAUUGAAGCCAAAUGGUAUUUUGACUGCAAAAGAGACGAGGACAACAUAGAGCAUUUUAAAAAAUUGCAGAGAAAAAUGACACAUUUAGAACGAUUAAGAGCUGACCUGUUGCGUCAAUAUAAUCCAUACGUAAGGCCUGUUGUUGAUCACAAUGACUUCACCGAAGUUAAUAUGUCACUCAGCACACACUCCGUUAUUUUGAAUCAAAAGAAGGGUAUUAUGGAAGUUAAAGGUGAAUGCAAAAUGAAAUGGAGAGACGAGAAAAUGGUUUGGAAUUCCAGCGAAUACGGUGGAAUAACAAAUUUGCACAUAUUCAGACGUGAAAUAUGGCAACCAGACUUAAUUCUAUACAAUUCUGUCGGAGAUAAUGGAAACAUUCUAGAGGACACGAUGUUAAUUGCAAGAGACGAUGGUGUGGUUGAAUGGAAUGCAUCUAUGACUUUAACAUCUUGGUGUGAUGCUCACGACACAACUAUGUGGCCUCGAGAUUUUCAUAAGUGCAAUUUGGUAUUGGGCUUCGAAAUGGAAUUUGAUAAAACCACCAUGAGAUUUAACGAAAACGACAGCACAGUAGGUGGAUAUAUGUCUGCAUCUGAAUGGAUUGUUUCGGAAGUGGAAGUUUUAACAAACACCGGAUGGACAGAAGGCACAUUGGAUCCGGCAUAUUUAAACAUUGCUUUAAUAUUAAAACGAGCUUCUACUUCUUACACCACCAUCUUUUUUACUCCAUAUAUAAUUGUAGCAAUUUCCCUUUUACUUACAUUUUGGGUGUCUCCAUUUGGACCAACAAAGAUUUCACUGGCUUGUUUGGAGCUUUUGAUAUGCACAUUAAUGUUAAUGGCAUUAUCUGUUACAAUUCCCAGUCACUCUAAAAGUGUUCCUUACUUAGUGAGCUUAUACAGUUAUAGUUUGGUAGGUGCUCUAAUUUCAAUAGUAAUAUCAGUUAUAGUAAUAAACCUCUCGAGGAAUGAAUCGAACACGUCGUUACCACAUAUUAUUACAAAAAUAUUAACUUCACCACCUAUGAAAAUGAGUUUGUGUUUGUGCGUUCCUACGAAAAAGGGGAAGGAAGAAUACGACAAACUGAGUGAAAAUUCUUUUAAAAAAUCAGAAGAUAACCAACAAGAGAUGUGGAUACUUUUAGGAGUCACUAUUGAUAGAAUUGCAUUUUUUGUGUACCUUGGACUAGUAAUAUACUCUAUUGUACUGAUUCUGUAAUGUCGAAAGUAUUCAUACAUUAUAAGUUGUUACUUGACAAUUUUUGUUAGUUAUAUAAUUAAUGUGAUUUUAAAAUUACUUACAGAAACUUGUAUGAUAGUGUAAAAAGAUCAUUAUAGUGAUAUUUGUCUUAAAUACAUGAUGCUAAUGAUAUAGGAAAAAUAAAAAUAUUUUAAAUUGUA
Aethina tumida (small hive beetle) is the source of this 1919-nucleotide messenger RNA. RefSeq names its product acetylcholine receptor subunit alpha. Bases 1 to 1737 code for a protein of 578 amino acids. Gene Ontology annotation, cellular component: membrane. The record is from RefSeq and is a predicted model, not a curated record. NCBI's taxonomy places the organism in Eukaryota, Metazoa, Arthropoda, Insecta, Coleoptera, Nitidulidae. Gene Ontology annotation, biological process: monoatomic ion transport. The transcript has 11 exons. Gene Ontology annotation, molecular function: extracellular ligand-gated monoatomic ion channel activity.